Molecule: messenger RNA, 756 nt
Organism: Acaulospora colombiana
Lineage: Eukaryota; Fungi; Glomeromycota; Glomeromycetes; Diversisporales; Acaulosporaceae
Source: the annotation of a GenBank genome assembly
AUGGAGGAUUGUACUUUAACUUACUCAAUAGACCGAUCAGGAUCUUUGCCACCAGUAUCUCUUGGUAACAAACGAGCGAAUGAAAUUCGCGUCGACUUGAAAAGAAUUGAGAUUUUCCCUACCGGAGCAUCUUUAGACAUACGCACCGACAAAAGACUCGCUUUAAUUUUAGAAUACGUUAGACAAGAUAUCCAAUUAUGUUUGAAUGAGAUGAAGGAUAAAGUUAUUAUUCCUCUCGAUGAGGUGAUCGGUUUUAGAGUCACAGAAUAUAAAGAAAUGGAAAUCCUAUUCCGUGACAAUUUUGAAAGAUCAUACUAUUACGACGGCGCUAAAACUAAAGGAGAUCCUACUAAUGGGUUAUUGGAGAAUGCGAAAUCUUUGAUUUUCACACCGAUUAAUUAUGUCACUUUAAAUAAUUUAAUUGCUGUUGAAGCCGGAAUUGCGAAAUAUAGGGUAGAAAAGCAAACUCGUGUUUUGAAGAAUAAUAACCCUCAAUCCGAUUUAUCUGAUGAGAUAUACAUAACCUGUGUUCUUUUCGUUGAACGCGGGAGUAUGGUCGUUCCUAGUAAUAUUACCCUCAAGACAUUAUUAGAAUUGAUCUCACGUCGCUUUCGUCUCCAGCUUAAUGAUGAACGCGUUACCUAUAAAAAUGGAGCGGGUGAUAUUAUUACGCUAAAAGAUGAAGAAGACUGGAGAGUUGCUAAAUGGGAGGCUAAAUAUGAAAAAAAAAUUGGAGUUGAGGUUCACUUGACUUGA